Branchiostoma floridae (Florida lancelet) is the source of this 3577-nucleotide messenger RNA. Its product is annotated as GPI transamidase component PIG-T-like. NCBI's taxonomy places the organism in Eukaryota, Metazoa, Chordata, Leptocardii, Amphioxiformes, Branchiostomatidae. The record is from RefSeq and is a predicted model, not a curated record. Gene Ontology annotation, cellular component: GPI-anchor transamidase complex. Bases 43 to 1920 code for a protein of 625 amino acids. Gene Ontology annotation, biological process: attachment of GPI anchor to protein. The transcript is spliced from 9 exons.
UGCCUCAUUUGAAUAAAUGGGACAAAAACAUGUAACAGCAACAUGGCGGCGGCGCGAGCUAGUGGUCCUGUUCUCAGGCCAUUGUUCUCUGCGUUACUGUUCCUCUCUUGCUACGUGUUUCACACAGUUGCAUUGACAAAAGAUGAGCAUACUGAGGAACUCCUUAUUGUUCCCUUUAGAAGUGGCCAAGUGUACUCACACUUUGAGUUCACGACUUUGUGGGACCUGGAUUUCGCAGGAAGCGAGGGACCUCGAUACAAGCUGCAACAUUUCCGGCUAUUCCCGCGGGCUUUAGGGCAGGUGAUGGCAGAGUACCGCGUACAGGAGAUGCACCUGACUCUCACACAGGGUAUGUGGCAGCAGGACAAGUGGAGUUACCCACUCACCUCGGCUGCACCCGGGGCCGAGCUGUGGGUGUGGUUCCAGCGGGAGGUAGAUGAUGUAGAUCAGGCCUGGUUUGGCCUGACAAAUGCUCUUUCUGGACUCUUCUGUGCCUCACUCAACUUCAUCGACUCCACGUCCACGGUGACCCCAGAUCUGUCCUUCCGACCACAAGGCCUGGCACAGGGACUCUUCAAAACAAAACCAUCUCACCUACGAUAUGCGACCCUCCCCAGAGAGAAUGUGUGUACUGAAAACCUGACUCCAUGGAAGAAGCUGCUGCCCUGCAGUACCAGGACUGGACUAGCUGCACUAUUUCAUGCAGGCCAGCUGUAUAACACACAGUACAGUUCCCUGGGGGUCCAUCUGCGCCCAGUGUGCCAGAAUGACAGCUGUACAGAUGCCAGCCUGGAGCUGCGGCAGGUGCUGUCCACUGUUGCUGACCCCCCUGCUGUGCUGAAUGGCAAGCAGGACUGGUCCAUGAAGCGAUAUUUCUCCAGGUCUCUGUCAGGCCCCUGUCCCAUGGCUGGCACCAGCCGUGUGUAUGUUGAUGUGACUGGGAAUCAAACUAGCAGCUUUACUCUGAAACCAGAACCAACUGAACUCAAGGUGACCAGUUACCAGGAUUACAGCAGGAAACUGGCUGUGUACGAUCUCUGGACCUUUCCCUUCCACAAGGAGCAUGGUCUGAAUGUGGACAUGAAGUGGAAGAGGGAGGUGGCGUAUAACCAACUCACCCCUCCACUCCUGUAUGUGCACCGUUUUGUCACUGGGUAUGGUCAGGAACAUGGUGGCAUCAUGAGUCUCCUGUAUAACAGACAUCCGUACCUGGAACAACAGGUCAUCUACAUGGAGCUGGUACCAUGGUUCACCCGUAUGUACCUCCACACGCUAAAGGUGGAGACAACAGAGGGGAACCUGAUCCAACCACUGAUGACCCGGUACAAGCCUGGCCGUGACCGCCAGGCCCCCUAUCUUCUGGAGAUGGUCCUGACCCUCCCCCCGGACUCAACCACACGUGUCAGCUUCAGCUUUGAACGAGCCUUCCUUAAGUGGACAGAGUACCCACCUGACGCCAACCAUGGCUUUUAUAUCAGCUCUGCAGUACUCACAACAAUACUGAGACAAGCAGACAACUUCACCGUGCCACCCCACAUGGGCAGUGGGCUGGAGUCUGGACUGUUCCACUCCUCCUCUACAGAGUUCCCCCUGUGUCUGCACACAGAGACACUGCUGAUCAGCCUGCCUACACCUGACUUCAGCAUGCCCUAUAAUGUCAUCUGUCUCACCUGUACUGUUAUUGCCAUUGCGUUUGGUUCCUUGCACAACCUCACAACUCGCAGGUUCCAGUAUACAGAUUUGACAAAAGCUGGCUCGGGAGGUCUGCGUGCUCGGCUGGCCCGACUCUUCGGCCGUGAGAAACAAACUACAUCUGAAGAGCAAGGGGAAGAGAGUGAAACCUCUGAUGAGAACACGCAGGAAAAACUGUUAAACACCAACAGUGUUAGCGAGGAGGAAAUUGAUAACAAGGAUAGAUGAUUGUUUUAUAGACUCAGCUAAGUUUGCAGAGUAGAUGUAUAUACUAUACAUUUGUACAAAGGUGACUGAAUGCAGACAUAUUUUGGUUGAGUGGGCAGACUAAUCUCUCUUCACAGCAAGGAGCUUACAAUAGGCAGGGCUAAAUCUCAAGUGUCUGGAGCGGCUGCCAUUGACAACUCCAGCUCAGGUGACCUCAAUAAGACUGUUGCAAGGGUCUGAAGUGGCUGCCAUUCGGCACUACCUCAGGUGGUGGGUUCCUAAACGUGCUUGAGGUAUGGCUCCUCAAACACAGGAGGUCCCGAGGGAUGUCCUUAACCAAAGCAAGCUACUCAUUUUAACCUGAGUGAAGUGAGGAAAACACUGGUACAGUAGAAGCCAGUUAAUUGCACAACGGAUAAACGUUAACUGCACGGAUUUCCAAAAUCCCAAACCGGUGCGGUCCAGCUAGAUAACUUUGCAUUAUUGCACCAGCCGGAUAAUUGCACAGAAUUCACAGGCAAAUAGGCCGUACAAUUAAGCGGCUUCUACUGUACCAGUGGUGGUCCUUAGAUAGAUUUAAUCAUUGACACAAGUAUUAAGAUCCUGUCUGUAGGCACUUUAUUUCUGGUGCAUGGAGUCAAGCACACGCAGUCCCAAUAUAAUUGCUAAAGUAUGGUUAGAGAGUUGUUCCAAGAUCCACCUGCUACAAAUGACACCGAACCUUCCUAUAACAAGGAGAAAUCUGUUCUUACAGAAGUAGUUUAGCUACUUAAGGAAAUGACAAUAAAUAAAAAACGUGUUUGACAUAAUUCAAUCAAAGAUUAACUCUGCUGUAAAAACAAUGGUUGGAGAAGUCACUUGUAUAUGUUAUGAUAUUAAAAGUCAAUCAUAAGUCAAAUUUGUACACAGCUGCUGUAUAUUUUGUACUACAAUGAAUGAAAGACCUUUAUUGUACAUUUAUGUUCCAACAAGCUAAGUACAGGUUGUUGCGAUAAGGCACAAUUUCAUCUACAGAGACUACAGUUGUAAACAUAAGGGCAGAUGUAAUCAAUAAUGCAGGAUUGAUCUACUUGCAUAAAUAAUAUGAAUUUUUCCUUACUAUUUAUAUAACGGAAAUUGGGAAACAUAUCUUGCAUCCAAUCGAAGAGGAUGUUUCUUUCCUUGGUGUAUAAAGUACAGUCCAUAAUAAAGUGAUACUCAUCCUCUAUCUUAUUUAGAUUGCAAUAUUGGCAGAUUCUUUGCUCCGGAGGAAUGUGGCUAUGUCUGCCCUUUUCAAUAUGGAGUUUUUGUGAACUAAUCCGAAGUUUUGUUAUAGCUGCUCUGUGUCGAAUGUUUGCAGUUUUUAAGUAUUUCUCCUCGUUGUAAGUAGUCUUAAGUAAAUUGUAUGUUCGUAAUUUGUUGUUGCUGCGCAUUUCAAUGUACAUACUCUAGCAAUAACCAACUCAAUGUUAAAUUGUUUACAGUACAGUAUAGUAAUAACAAUGACAGUGAUCUUUAUUUGCAUGUUCUUGCCCAUAUGGGCUAAAUGCAGUAGUUACAUAAAACGUUUCUAUUAAGAAUCUUUACAGUGUCAGUGGGAGUUAACAAAAUAGUCACAUAUGUAAUGUUAUGCUAUGCUAUGCUAUUCUACAAUUUACAUGUCUCUUUCGUCUUCUCGAAACAAGUGUAUAUGAAUUCA